AUGACUGGCGGAAAGUCUGGCGGCAAGGCUAGCGGCAGCAAGAAUGCGCAGUCUCGUUCUUCCAAGGCUGGUUUGGCGUUCCCCGUUGGCCGUGUCCACCGUCUGCUUCGCAAGGGAAACUACGCUCAGCGCGUCGGUGCCGGUGCUCCCGUUUACCUCGCUGCUGUUCUUGAGUACCUCGCUGCUGAAAUUCUCGAGCUGGCUGGAAACGCUGCCCGUGACAACAAGAAGACCCGUAUCAUUCCCCGUCACCUUCAGCUUGCUAUCCGCAACGAUGAGGAGCUGAACAAGCUCCUGGGUCAUGUCACCAUUGCACAGGGUGGUGUCCUUCCCAACAUCCACCAGAACCUUCUCCCCAAGAAGACUCCCAAGGCCGGCAAGGGUAGCCAGGAGCUGUGA
Molecule: messenger RNA, 399 nt
Organism: Penicillium digitatum Pd1
Lineage: Eukaryota; Fungi; Ascomycota; Eurotiomycetes; Eurotiales; Aspergillaceae
Product: histone H2A
Biological process (GO): heterochromatin formation
Cellular component (GO): chromatin; nucleosome
Molecular function (GO): protein heterodimerization activity; DNA binding; structural constituent of chromatin
Source: RefSeq, a predicted model, not a curated record